AUGUCUAUCCACGCCGCGACUGCUCUAGCAAUCACCAAUCCGCUGGUAAAAUACCGUGCACUCGUCGCCACCAAAGCCAUCGCCCCGGACAACGGACAGUUACGACUGGCCUUGCAUCUCCAGAAACUCUACGAUCGCUUGAAAGACUACGAACCGGAAGUAGAGUACAGCCGGCGCCUCGAUCAAAUCUCCCGCGCUGUGCGCUCAGAGGAUGCAGCGAGCAAUAAUGGCGCUCAGCAGCAAUCCCCACCGCCAUCCCCGCGGAGUACCUGGCGAGGUUUCCUCUCCGCCAAACAAAAGCGCGAUACCCUCGCUCUAACCCGUCGCCUGACGUCCCACGAAUCCGCGCUGCAAUUGAACACGCCCAAAGGACUGAUGCUGCACGGCGAAGUCGGCACGGGCAAAUCCAUGCUCAUCGAUCUGUUCGCCGAAUGCCUCCCGAACCGCAAGAAGCGGCGCUGGCAUUUCAACACAUUCAUGCUGGAGACGUUUUCGAAGCUGGAGGCUUUCCGUCGAGAUGGCGCGAUUCGCUCCGUCGAUGGAGUGGAGGAUUACUCUUUAAUGUGGCUGGCCAAGGACAUGAUUCAGACCUCGCCGAUUCUCUUUCUGGAUGAAUUCCAAAUGCCGGACCGAGUGGCGUCGAAAAUCCUCACGAAUCUCAUGACUUCCUUCUUCCACCUUGGAGGCGUGCUGGUCGCCACUUCAAACCGCAUGCCAGAAGAGUUGGACAAGGCUUCUGGCAUCGAGUUCCAGCCGCCUCCGUCGCGCUUGGAGUCUUUGGGUUGGCAGUUUGGGUUUCGGCGGAAGCCGAGUGGGCAUGCGGGGCGGAAUGAGUUUGCUGCUUUUCUGGAGGUGUUGAAGGCGAGGUGUGAGGUUUGGGAGAUGGAGGGCGGGAGGGAUUAUAGGCGGGUGGAGAGUGGGUCGUUGCCUGUGAUGGAAGUUGGGGAUGAUGUGGGGGAUGAGUGGAGUUUGGAUGGGCAGGAUGAUCUUGUUGCUCUUCGGGAGGUGGCUACAGGUGGCACUCCGAAGAUGCCGCAGUUUUAUCACGUUGUCUAUGAAAGUGAUGAGGAUCAUCGCGAGGUAUACGAGACGGCGCUGCGACUGGCGACUGGCGAAGACCAAGUCGACACCAUCGUCUUCUCCCCCGAUACAAUGCGAAUAUACGGCAGAACGAUCGUCGUCCCUCGAACAUACCGCGGCGUCGCCGACUGGACAUUCGACGAACUAUGCAAAACCACUCUCGGACCCGCAGACUACACAACCCUCGCCUCAACGUACCACACCAUCAUCCUGCGCCAAGUCCCAAUCCUAACCUCACUAAUGAAAAACGAAGCCCGCCGCUUCAUCACCCUCCUCGACGCCCUCUACGAAUGCCGCUGCAAACUCCUCCUCACCGCCUCCGCAGGCCCAGACGACCUCUUCUUCCCCGACCGCAAAGACGCCUCCCCCGACGAAGGAGACGCAAUCCAAUCCGAGACAUUCUCAGAAGCAUACCAAGACGCCACCGCGCCCUUCCGCCCCAACAUCCUCACCGACAACCCCAACUACGCAGAACCAGACCCAGAACCAAAUUACACCCACGCUCGCUUCGCCGGCCUCCUAAAAGCCGACGCCCUCGAAGACGAUCCGCCUAACAAACCGCACAAUCCCCAACGUCCCUUCGGCCGCUCUUUCGGCCGGACGGAUGCUGAAAUCGAACGCAGCCCCAUUGAUCCCGACGAGGAGAGAUGCACCGCGCGCCGCGGUCCCGAUUUCGGCAAAGCGGGCGCUUUCGUGGGCGAGGAUGAGCGCUUUGCGUAUAAGCGGGCGCAAAGCCGAUUGUGGGAAAUGUGUGGUGCGAAGUGGUGGGCGCGCAGCGAGGAGGGGUGGCAUCGGCCUUUACCGGCUGAUGUUAGAAGGUGGGAGCGGCCUUUUGGUGAGGUGAGGUCGGCGGAAAAGAUGUUCGAGUCUGGACCUGCUGUUCCUGCUGGAGAUGUGCAGAUUGGUGAUGCUAUUGUGGAUGAGACGAGGGAUGAGCGGUCUUUUCGGCAUGUGAGUGCCAGUCCUUUUCGCUCGACGACGGAGCCGCCGCCUAAGAUUUCUUGGACGCAUGCUUGGGGGAUGAUGAAGUGGGGGCGCAAGGCUGGCGCUUGGGGGCAGGGAGUUGAUGGUCUGAAGGACCGGGGGAAAUGA
Neohortaea acidophila is the source of this 2172-nucleotide messenger RNA. Its product is annotated as AFG1-like ATPase-domain-containing protein. Gene Ontology annotation, cellular component: cytoplasm; mitochondrion. The record is from RefSeq and is a predicted model, not a curated record. Gene Ontology annotation, molecular function: ATP binding; ATP hydrolysis activity. Bases 1 to 2172 code for a protein of 723 amino acids. The transcript has a single exon. Lineage: Eukaryota; Fungi; Ascomycota; Dothideomycetes; Mycosphaerellales; Teratosphaeriaceae.